AUGGGUCUCGACGAAAAGAAGCGGCCAACGGCCUUGAACCUCGCACCGAUCCGGACCAAGUCAGCCGGCUCCAUCUCUUCUACAGACUCCUCAUCCACAUCCUCGUCUUUGGCCAAGCCUCCCAGGACACCACGGUUCGCCGAAGCUACAGCAGUAAACUCACCUAUCGAGCCGAGAUUGGGACCCUUUUCUGACAAGCACGAAAUCACUCAGGCGCAGCCAGGAGAUGUUGGAUUUGGUUAUAUCGGAAACAGGGGAUCAACAGUACCAAUGACGCCAAAGUCGCCCUUGAAGAGCGCCAUGAGAGUACCAGGCACACCCGGCAGGGGAUUGACAAACCCCCUGAGCCCCACCUUCAGAGAAGAGGAGAACCUGGAGGCGCGGGAGAAGAUCACAGAGAAGGACCAGGCUAGGGAUUUGAAAAUCAAGACCAGAGUAAGAAUGGCCAAGUUCGCCCUCCGUGGUGUCAACUUCAGCUGCUCCCUGAUUAUCUUGUCCAUGAUCUCGGCCUCGUUCGCCAUUUUCAACGCCACCAAGGCUCUUGCACCUAUGAGCGGUCUUCCGGCUUGGUCCAACAACACAAACACCUGGCCUCAGAAAGUCGUUCUCGCCUGUGCUGGUGUCUCGCUCAUCAUCUGCGUUUGUGUCUUUGUUGGCUACUGCCGUGGUGGUCACAGGAGAGCGGAGAAGGUCGGCGUCUAUUACACUCUGUUCGCGGUCGGCUGGUUCAUUUUCAGUAUGGCUAUGUGGGCUGCGGCCGCCGGAAUCCUCCAGCACUCCAAGUCCAACAGCGGUAACCAGGAUAUGUGGGGAUGGGCCUGCGUCGAAAACCGUCGAUCCGAACUCUUUGGCGGCCAAGUCGACUACGCCCUUGUCUGCCGCCUCCAGGACUGGACUCUUAUUUGCAUCAUUAUCGAGUUGGUGGUCGAGAUCAUCAGCAUCACGCUUUACAGCGUCGUCUUUUACCGAUACUGGUCGAAGAGGAAGCUUCACAAGUCGAUGGACAUGCGCGACAAGGCCCGCUCCGAUCUCUACCUCGCCCAGCUUCGCAGCCAGUCCGCCCCCAACACACCUGGCUUCGGCCCCAAGUCGCCCGCCUUCUCGCAAUAUGCUCUUUCCCCUCGCUUCCCGCCCACCACCUACAAGUCUUUGGGCGAUAUCCAGGAGAACACCUCCGAUUCGCCCUUCACUCCUGGUGGCAACAACCUCAUUGUUCCUCAGUCCAACUUCACUCCCCAACAGGCUGCCUUCAAGCUUCAGGCCCCGCCUACCAAAGCUAACCCGGCUACUCCGUCAACACCAAAGUCCGGAUACAAGCCACCAACGGCGGCCGAUCUUUCACCCUCCUCGAUCACCGCCCCUGCUUUCCCGGCACCUACAGUUCAGCAUGCGCCAAUGGUAGAGGGCGAGCAGCAGUACGAGGCGGUACCCAUCCCCGGUGCCUACGCCGGGCAAGCGAUCAAGUCACCACCACCUGUUCAGACAACAUUCAACAUCCCACGAUAA
Molecule: messenger RNA, 1506 nt
Organism: Podospora anserina S mat+
Lineage: Eukaryota; Fungi; Ascomycota; Sordariomycetes; Sordariales; Podosporaceae
Exons: 2
Coding region: 1-1506 (501 amino acids)
Source: RefSeq, a predicted model, not a curated record